Messenger RNA from Durusdinium trenchii, 561 nucleotides. The record is from the annotation of a GenBank genome assembly. NCBI's taxonomy places the organism in Eukaryota, Dinophyceae, Suessiales, Symbiodiniaceae.
AUGUUUCCAAUCCUUCAAACUGGGAUCACGAAUGUACCAAUCUCAGUUGCCGCAACCCUGAAGGAUGCUCGCUACCCAGAGGUACCGUCCUUUCCACCAGUGACACGCCGCAAGCAAUUUGGAAUGAAGGAUGAAAACCUAGAGGCGAAGGCAGAAAAGAAGAAAGACCGCAAGAGAAAGAGAGGUGAAGGUGAGAAGGGCAAAGCCGACAAGGUUGACAAGAAACGUCGAUCCAAAGCAGCGGCCAAACGUCGAGCCAAUCGAAAGACAGGCCAGAAGAAGGGGAAAGCACUCAGUAGGAGUCCAUCGAAGCAAUGGUUGGGGGUUCUUCGCAGUGGCAAAAAGGCCAAGUCCUCAUCGAAGACUCCAACUGAGCCUGAGGCUAGUGUGGAGCGCACUGAACGCCCAUCAUCGUCAGAGGGGCCACCCAGAUAUUCAAAGACCAAGCCAAGCAAAUCAUCGAAGUCCAAAGCAGCAGCUCCAGUGGAGCCACCGGCAGAGAGUCCAGAGUUGAAAGAGAAGAAGAACACAAAGAAAGUGAAGAAGAACACAAAGACGACG